CAAACGCGACAACUUCACGUUCAUACAUCAAUAUCUCUCUUUCCGGUGGUUCUUGUCAAAUUAAAGAUGCCAGGUGUAACAGUAAAAGACGUCGACCAAGCUGCUGUUGUUAAGGCAGUAGCCGAAUUCUUGAAAAAAUCUGGUAAAUUGAAGGUGCCAGAACAAAUGGACAUCAUCAAGACCGCAAAAUUCAAGGAAUUGUCGCCAACCGAUCCAGACUGGUUCUACACACGUUGUGCUUCAAUUUUGCGUCACUUGUACCACCGUCGCUCAGUCGGUGUUGGUGCCAUCACCAAAAUCUAUGGUGGACGUAAGCGUAAUGGUGUUCAUCCAUCACAUUUCUGCCGCUCAGCUGACGGUGCUGCACGCAAAGCUUUACAAGCAUUGGAAGCUAUUAAAUUGAUUGAGAAACAUCAAGAUGGUGGCCGUGUAUUGACCUCACAAGGCCAAAGACAUCUCGAUCACAUCGCCAACCAAAUCGUCGUUAAACAAAGAGCUGCAAUCAAAGCCGCCGCUCAAGCCGUCAUUGUAACCGCUUAAAUUAAUCACAAAAAGUGUCCAACAUCCGGUAUUUUUUGUAAUUUAAUGGCUUAAAAUCAGAAAAAAGUUUCAAAUAAAUCUAAACAAAAAAAAAAA
This is a messenger RNA of Contarinia nasturtii (swede midge), 636 nucleotides long. RefSeq names its product 40S ribosomal protein S19a (gene RpS19a). The record is from RefSeq and is a predicted model, not a curated record. The transcript is spliced from 3 exons. Gene Ontology annotation, cellular component: ribosome; cytosolic small ribosomal subunit. Lineage: Eukaryota; Metazoa; Arthropoda; Insecta; Diptera; Cecidomyiidae. Gene Ontology annotation, molecular function: structural constituent of ribosome; RNA binding. Gene Ontology annotation, biological process: translation; ribosomal small subunit assembly. Bases 67 to 540 code for a protein of 157 amino acids.